CUUAAACCUCUCUCUCUCUCUUACUCUCUUUGUCUCUUCUCGUCCCACUUCUUCCCCGUUUCAAUCCCGCCAUUUCUAUACUCCUCCGAGCAAUUCAACGCAUCUUCGAUCUCCACCAAUCCUCAUCUCCCGUUUCUGUGAUCGAGGUCUUCUUGAUUUCGCCGUCGAGCGCCUUUUUUGGCUUAUGAUCUCGUUGUUGCUGAAGAUUAGGGUUUUGCUUCCGUUGCUUGGUUCCUUUAUCACAUUAAACUCUGGGAUUCAGUUUCUUAGAAUUGGUGCAGAAAUUUAGAAGACGCGGUUUUCUAAUCGGGUAAAUUUGGCUUUUCUCUCGGUAACGGAAGUUGAUUUUUAGUGACCCAGACUGCAUCUCCAUGGCUGGUAGGUAGUUUUGCGGCUUCUGACACAAGGGGAGUGAUCAUUGAGGGGUUCCCUACGAGACUGGGGAGACUCCCGUACUAGGAACCUGAAUUUGAGGUAUUUGGUGUGAUGGAAUGUUGUUUCACUUUUUGCGGUGUCCAUGAGAUUUCAGGUUGAGGAGAAGCAUCGGAGUAGAAGUUGGCAUUUCAUGAGCGAUAAAUCUUUGAACCGUACACAGGUUACAGCUGCAGUUUCUUGUGGAGUGCUUAUACCAACGAGGUUUGUCUGGCCUUAUGGCGGGAGACGAGUUUACUUACUUGGCUCUUUUACAAGGUGGACUGAACAUUUACCAAUGACCCGCGUGGAGGGUUGUCCUUCCGUAUUUCAAGCUAUCUGCAGAUUAACACCUGGCGUUCAUCAGUAUAAGUUCUUUGUAGAUGGUGAAUGGCGGCAUGAUGAGCGGCAACCUCAUAUGGUGGGAAAUUAUGGGAUAGUGAACACUCUUAUUGUUACCCAAGAACCUAGUAUGCAGACCAUCUUAAGCCCCGAGACACCCAAUAACCGAAUGAACAUGGAUGUUGACCAUGAGAACUUUCGACAUGUGGAGACAACACUGACGACUGUAGAGGCUGAUAUUGGAGACUUUCGUGAUCACAUUUAUGAAUUUUUGUCCACCCAUACUGCUUAUGAUCUGCUUCCUGAUUCAGGAAAGGUCAUUACUCUUGAUGUUAAUCUGCCAGUAAAACAAGCAUUUCAUAUCCUGUAUGAACAGGAAAUUCCUGUUGCUCCUUUACUGGAUACUUGCAAGGGUGAAUUUGUUGGAGUACUUAGUCCAUUGGAUUUUAUACUAAUUCUGAAAGAGCUCAGUAGUCAUGGUUCAAAUUUGACAGAAGAAGAGCUUGAGACCCAUACUAUUUCUGCUUGGAAAAAGGCAAAACAACAACGAAGCUGGCCACUGGUUAUGCAUGAAAGAAAAUCUAAAGACCAUCUAAUCCAUGUUGGGCCUUAUGAUUCAUUGAAAGAUGUAGCACUGAAUAUAGUGCAAAAUCAGGUGGCAACAGUUCCAAUAAUUCAUUCACCAUCACAAGAGGAAUCAUUUCCACAUUUACUUCAUCUUGCAUCUCUUUCAGGCAUAUUGAAAUGUAUCUGCAGGCAUUUUAGACAUUCAUCUAGUUCACUCCCUGUAUUGCAACAAGCAAUAUGCACUACUCCUCUGGGCACAUGGGUUCCAAGAAAUGCUGAGUCAAAUAAGAAGCACCUGACAAUGUUGAGAUCAAAUGAAUCACUUAGCUCUGCCUUAGCAUUGUUACUGCAAGCUCAAGUUAGUUCAGUACCGAUAGUUGAUGACCAUGAUCGUUUGUUGGAUGCAUACUCUAGAAGUGACAUUACAUCUCUGGCUAAAGACAAGGCUUAUGCACAAAUUCACCUGGAUGAAGUGAGUAUUUACCAGGCACUGCAACUCAGAGAAGAUGCAAAUCCUCAUCAAGGAUCCCAUAAUGGGCAGAGAUGCCAUAUGUGUCUUCGUUCAGAUUCUCUACAGAAAGUAAUGGAGCAAUUGGCUAAUCCUGGUGUCCGCCGCCUUUUUGUUGUCGAAGCUGGAAGCAACCGUGUAGAAGGCAUCAUUUCGCUGGGUGAUGUAUUCAAGUUCUUGCUCCGCUUGCCGUAGUGGCACAAAGCGGUUUGUUGGUCAUUCAACUUUGUGAGUGUGUUCAAUCCAAUGCAUCAAAAAUGGGAAAUGGAAUUAUUUGUAUUCAGAUGCACUUUUUUCUUUUACGAUUUCUUUCCUGAUUCAAUAGGCCUCGUUGGUUUAGAGCCUGGUGUCUUUAGGCAAGGCCACAGCGAGGUCUGUACAUGAGAAGAGAUGGUUUGAUUUCAAAUGUAAAAUUUCUCUUGAUUUCAGUAGUUUAAUUAUAACGAUUUGGGUAGUGUUACCUCA
This is a messenger RNA of Musa acuminata AAA Group (dessert banana), 2293 nucleotides long. RefSeq names its product sucrose nonfermenting 4-like protein. The record is from RefSeq and is a predicted model, not a curated record. The coding region runs from base 518 to 2023 and encodes 501 amino acids. Lineage: Eukaryota; Viridiplantae; Streptophyta; Magnoliopsida; Zingiberales; Musaceae. The transcript is spliced from 14 exons.